AUGGUGCGCAAUGUGGAUGACCUGGACUUCUGCCUGUCCUCCCAUCCCCAGAGCAUCCUGGAGGGCUUGCGCUCCCUCCGGUCUCACCCUAAACUAGUUGAUGUAACGUUGAGUGCGGGGGGCCGGGACUUCCCCUGUCACCGCAGCGUGCUGGCUCUCUGCAGCAUGUACUUCCGCUGCAUGUUCUCAGGGGAGUUUAUGGAGAGCAUAGCAGCACGUGUGGAGCUUCACGAUAUCGAUCCUGACAUCCUCAGCAGCUUGCUGGACUUUGCCUACACGGGCAAACUGACCAUCAACCAGAGCAAUGUGGAGGGAUUGAUCUGCACCUCCAGCCAGCUGGAGUUCCAGACCGUGAGAAGUGUGUGCAGCAGGUACCUCCAGCACCAGAUUGAUGCAACCAACUGCCUGGGAAUCCUGGAGUUUGGGGACAUCCAUGGCUGCCCAGAAGUGGUGGCCAAAGCGUGGGCUUUCCUGUUGGAGAACUUUGAGGCAGUACAACAAAGUGAAGAGUUUUUACUACUGGAAAAAGACAGGCUGGUUUCCUGCCUGAGCCACGAAGGACUACAUAUCCGGUCAGAGUGCACCCGUGUGGAGGCCAUCUUGAAAUGGGUCGGGCACCACAAGGAGUCUCGGCUCUGCCACCUACUUGAACUCCUGAACCUGAGCCGUCUCCCCCUACUUAGCCUGGACUACCUGGCUGACAACCUGCUGAAGGACAGCCUGGUUCAAGCCUCUCCCAGCUGCAGGGAGGCUGUGGAAAAAAUUCACAGAGAGAAAAUGGAUCUGGCACCAGAAUACAUGGACCUAGUCAACUCUCAGAGUCCGCAACCAAACCUGCAAGAGGUGCUGUUUGUAAUGGGAGGCCGUUCGCUGGACGACUCAGACGAUGACUCCGAUGAGGAUGAGGACAGAGAUCCGAGGCUGCAGAGAUUGUUGCCCAGGAAUUGUGCCUUCUACAAUACAAGGACAAAACAGUGGCAUGAGCUCCCGAAUUUCCCCAAUCCUAACAAGUGGGGUUACUCCUUGGUCGCUUUGAAUAACGAUGUGUAUGUCACAGGAGGCUCGCGGGGUUCGAAUACCAACACCUGGUCGACCACAGAGACCUGGAAGUACAUCACAAGAGAGGGGAGGUGGGUUACUGUGGCACCCAUGCUCCGGCCUCGGACUAACCACACGUCGGCAACGCUCAACGGGGAGAUUUACGUCAUCGGAGGCACGACAUCAGACCGUGUUGAGGUUGAGCAUUAUGACCCUUACAAUGACACCUGGGCCUUGACGUGUCCCGCAUUAAAAUAUGUGACUAACUUUACCGCCACAGCGUGUCACGGGAAGCUCUAUGUGAUUGGCUCGUGUGCAGUGAAGUACAAUGCUUUGACCAUGCAGUGCUUCAACCCUGUCAUAGAUAGUUGGAUCCACAUAUGUUCCCCCUUCAUCCCUAAGUACCUGUCCUCCCCUCGGUCAGUCUGUGUGGGUGGAAUUAUUUAUUUGGUUGCUGACAACACUAAGAAAGUCUACUGCUAUGAUCCAGUUGCCAACAUGUGGCAGAAGGUCCAACUCCUUCACACGCUCCAUGAGAACGGAGGCCUGGUAGCACUGGACGGGAUGUUGUUCGUCACAGGAGGCCAUUGGAAAGGCAUGGAGGGGGACUACGGGGUGGAAGUGGAGGUUUACAACCGAGAAUCCGACAACUGGGAGGUGGAGAGCUUCUUGCCUAGACUUUGGUUCUACAGCGGGGUCUGCACCAUCUUUCUAGACCCAUCCCAUUGGCCUGAGCUUUUCCCCAUAGAUUCAACAUAAUGGCCUACAGAGAAGUGCUCCUAUCAUAUCUAUGUUACAAUGCAAAUGGUAUGUUAAUCCUGGGAUGUUGUCGUAUCCUAGAAUAGUGUGUUACAUGAUCCUCAGGUAUUCUUGGUUUUUUUUGUUUUUUUUUUAGGGCCUUGCUAGACUGCCCAGUAGGUAUUUAUUUAUAAUUUGUACCAUGUGUUUGAAAUCUGACUUGAAAUAUGACUUCUUGUGUUAUUGAAUAUGCUUGUGAAUAUUCAAAUCUUUGUAGAAAUGAUGUGUGGGCUACUGCUUAAGUAAUAUUAUUGUUGUAUAUCUUUCAUUUUCGACUGGAAAUGCUGGAAUUAUGAAUAAAAAGUGCUGGAACAUGCUCAGCUCUACUUGAAAGCAGAA
Scomber japonicus (chub mackerel) is the source of this 2175-nucleotide messenger RNA. It is a transcript of the gene klhl30, whose product is annotated as kelch-like family member 30. Lineage: Eukaryota; Metazoa; Chordata; Actinopteri; Scombriformes; Scombridae. The transcript has 7 exons. The record is from RefSeq and is a predicted model, not a curated record. Gene Ontology annotation, molecular function: protein binding. The coding region runs from base 1 to 1797 and encodes 598 amino acids.